Messenger RNA from Castor canadensis (American beaver), 1234 nucleotides. RefSeq names its product actin related protein 2/3 complex subunit 1B (gene Arpc1b). Gene Ontology annotation, molecular function: actin filament binding. NCBI's taxonomy places the organism in Eukaryota, Metazoa, Chordata, Mammalia, Rodentia, Castoridae. Gene Ontology annotation, biological process: Arp2/3 complex-mediated actin nucleation. Gene Ontology annotation, cellular component: actin cytoskeleton; Arp2/3 protein complex. The record is from RefSeq and is a predicted model, not a curated record.
AGAUCGCCAUCUGCCCCAACAACCACGAGGUCCAUAUCUAUGAGAAGAGCGGGGCCAAGUGGACCAAAGUGCACGAGCUCAAGGAGCACAACGGGCAGGUGACAGGCAUCGACUGGGCCCCUGAGAGUAACCGCAUCGUGACCUGCGGCACCGACCGCAACGCCUACGUGUGGACGCUGAAGGGACGCACGUGGAAACCCACGCUGGUCAUCCUGCGCAUCAACCGCGCCGCGCGCUGCGUGCGCUGGGCCCCCAACGAGAACAAGUUCGCCGUGGGCAGCGGCUCCCGCGUCAUCUCCAUCUGCUACUUCGAGCAGGAGAAUGACUGGUGGGUGUGCAAACACAUCAAGAAGCCGAUCCGCUCCACCGUUCUCAGCCUGGACUGGCACCCCAACAAUGUGCUCCUGGCCGCCGGUUCCUGUGAUUUCAAGUGCAGGAUCUUCUCAGCCUACAUCAAGGAGGUGGAGGAGCGGCCGGCCCCCACCCCGUGGGGCUCCAAGAUGCCCUUCGGGGAGCUCAUGUUCGAGUCCAGCAGCAGCUGCGGCUGGGUGCACGGGGUCUGCUUUUCAGCCGGCGGGAGCCGUGUGGCCUGGGUCAGCCACGACAGCACCUUGUGCCUGGCCGAUGCGGACAAGAAGAUGGCGGUCGCCACCCUAGCCUCUGAAACGCUACCGCUGCUGGCCGUCACCUUCAUCACUGAGAACAGCCUGGUGGCAGCGGGCCACGACUGCUUCCCGGUGCUGUUCACCUACGACGGCGCGGCGGGGACGCUGAGCUUCGGUGGGCGGCUGGAUGUGCCCAAGCAGAGCUCGCAGCGCGGCCUGACGGCCCGAGAACGCUUCCAGAACCUCGACAAGAAGGCGAGCUCCGAGGGCGGCGCGGCGGCGGGCGCGGGGCUGGACUCGCUGCACAAGAACAGCGUCAGCCAGAUCUCGGUGCUGAGCGGGGGCAAGGCCAGGUGCUCGCAGUUCUGCACCACGGGCAUGGACGGCGGCAUGAGCAUCUGGGACGUGAAGGGCCUGGAGUCCGCCUUGAAGGACCUGAAGAUCAAGUGAGCGCAGGAGCUGCUGGGAGGCGGGGGCGCGGAGGGGGCGCCCCACCUCUUCCAGGGAAUGUGCCUUUUUCUUCAGUGCUUUCAUUUACCCAAAAAAAAUGUCCCCAAAGCACAGUGCUGGUCAUGAACUGCUUCAGAACCGGAGGUCAUAAAGACACCUCUGUCUGGAAGGAGACCUUG